Molecule: messenger RNA, 456 nt
Organism: Gongylonema pulchrum
Lineage: Eukaryota; Metazoa; Nematoda; Chromadorea; Rhabditida; Gongylonematidae
Source: the annotation of a GenBank genome assembly
AUGCCUCGUUUCGAAGAAGAUGAGGAAAAACAGGAGGAAGAAGUGCGCAGCAAGUACAUGUUCCGGCCACGUCUUUCGGCUGUUGCUGAAAAUGACCGUUUCGAUGUACCGUUUCAGAACGAAUACGAACAAUGUUGCCGUGAGGACUACGAUUGGGAUUCGGAGCUUCAAACCAUCAAAACAGUUUGGGAAAGACUGAAACCGCCACCACAGGAAAAGGUGGAAGAGAAAGUGCUGACAAUUGGGAAUUCGCGAUCGCUUCCGUGGGCUCCGAACGAAUGGUGUAUCGAGCGGGCAUUUGAUUGUUAUCGUAACAGACGUGACGUGGCACGCAUUCAUGUAAAAUUUUUAUAUUUCUCUUUGGAAUUCAAAAUUGAACCCUUUCGCUUUCAUUAUUUGGGAAAGGUGGGGAUAAACCUAGCUCAGAUGAUAGCAAAUGCCAACAGCAGCAGCUAG